UUCAGAAGGCAGGCGUUAGCACACUACAAUAUCACUCGAUAGCGGAGAAGCAAGGAUUUUAUAUUAAGAUGAAUGCCAUCGCGUUGCUGUUGGUAACUUUUUUAGUUGUGCUGUGUCGAGGCAAACGCAGUCCUCUUGGAGAAUGCCCGUACGUAAGACCUCCAGUGGAUUGUGGAGGUGGACCGGGAGGACUGGAAGGACUUGGGGGACUCUUCUCCUUUGGUGAAGACAAAGACGAGUGUUCCGCUGACGAUGAAUGCUCGCCGCCGAUGAAGUGCUGCAUGAUGGGCUGCAACAAUAAAUGUGUCCAUCCCGUUACUCAAUGGUGCCAGUCUCCAGUCGAUCUCGCCAUCCUAUUUGACGCGCAGAAAUCAACAUGGCCAGUAGUGAGGAGAAAGGUUCUCAAAAUUGUCCACAAAAUGUCCAUCAGAAAUAACGGCACUCACAUAGCCUUGAGGGCAAUUUCAAAAAAGAAUCAGUUGCUGCUUGGAUUUGAUCAGCUGAAGGGCCGAAAUAUCAGCCAUGUUAAUGUAUGGAAAUCCAUGAAGGCAUUUAUACCCGAGAAAGGGAAUGGAAAUCUAAUUACAGCCUUGAAGAAUGCCAAAGACAUGUUUGAUGGGAAGAAAGGUGCAAGAGAAAACGCCAUCAAGCUCCUUCUCGUAGCAUCCAACGCAGACGUAGAUUUUGAAGAAAGCGACGCCUUGGACGAAGCUGCGCAAGAACUGAAAGAUGCUAACGUUCUGGUUCAGACUGUGGGAAUCACUAAUGAAAUGAGCCUGAUGACUAUGGUGCAGAUUGCCACGAGCGACAUUUACGUUUGGCCUGAAGUUGAUAACGAGAUGCUGAAUGAGUUGAGGAAGCUCGAGAAACAACCAUGUAGUUCUGAUGCGCAUUGAGUUAUCAAUACAACGGUCAUGAUUCAAAUUUCUUUCGUACACUUUUUUUAUAUAUACCAUGCCGUAAAUAAAAAGAGAAACAGACACUCCGAAUGUAAGAAAGCCACUGUUUAUUCAAUAAUGCUGAGUCAAACGUUCCCAUCGAGAACUGGGAUUUCAUUUCCGCCGAAAUUCUGGGCGAAGUCAUUACCGGUUUCUUUCGAGUGUUUUAACAUGUAUUCUUUAUAUGCUAUGCCAUGAUCUUUGAGAAGAAGCGUUUCAUGAGUUUUAAUUUUUGUUGAGGCCAAGGAGAGUAGGUGGUGGAGCCGCUUCAAAACCAAUGAAAAUAAAAUACGUGCGAAUGUCGUAUUGUCACUGUAUGUUUAUGGCAUGGUAUAAAUAAAUAAUGCAACACUUUCUCAUGGUGUACCUGGGAAUGUUGUGAUUUCUAUUUGGAUUUUCACGUGGGAUACGCCAUUGUUACAACUCCUAAGUUCUGCAUAACUGAUAGGUAGCUAGAAGGUUUUGAGGUCAUACUAGUAUUCUAGUUUUAUGCCUUCAUCUUAUUCACGUUAGUAUGAUAAUUUUUUUUUUGUAGGCACACUUUCGUAGUGAAAUCACGAUUUCGAAAUUAUGUACUUGAGGGCGAGAAACUUAGCAAUCGACUCAGGAGUCGCCAUCGAGAUAUUAUCAAAGCCAUUAAGUUUAAGGUUAUUUUAUAACUACACAUUGGGGGAGUAAAUAGUUUUGUAGGACAUUUGUCAUGUAUCCACAAUCUCUUUCUCUUUGAGUACGAGAUAAUUGCAAUAAAGGAUUUUACACUUUC
Stylophora pistillata is the source of this 1701-nucleotide messenger RNA. RefSeq lists its product as uncharacterized. NCBI's taxonomy places the organism in Eukaryota, Metazoa, Cnidaria, Anthozoa, Scleractinia, Pocilloporidae. Gene Ontology annotation, molecular function: peptidase inhibitor activity. Gene Ontology annotation, cellular component: extracellular region. The record is from RefSeq and is a predicted model, not a curated record.